CCAUUUAACAUCAUUCCCAUUUAUAACAAUAGACUUUUCCUCAUCUUCCUCAGCAUGCCUAUGUAAGAAGGGCAUGCCAUGGAGAAGAAAACAAGUGCCCAAGAGUCACGCAUAUUGAACCAAAUAUUUUUCCCUAAGCAACUCAACAAAGUAUACCCAAUUAGGCUUCAAAGAAGCUCUUCAACUUCAUCCUUAUCGUCCUUAUCAUCAUCAUUGUCACAAAAUUCAGAUGACUCUUCCAUAACAGAUUCUUUGAAUCUAGUGGAUGACAAUUUUCAAUUUGCACUGAAUUUGAUUUCACCGCACCGAAAAAGAAGAGAACCAGGUGUUACUAAUACUUCGCACCAACAACAUAGUCCAUAUACUACUGAACUUGGUGAAUUGAAAAGGUGUAACUGGAUUACAAAGAACUGUGAUAAAACAUACAUUGAAUUUCACGAUGAGUGUUGGGGAGUCCCGGCUUACGAUGACAAAAAGUUGUUCGAGCUGCUUACAUUGUCAGGAUUGCUGAUAGAUUACAACUGGACAGAAAUUCUAAAAAGAAGGGGAAUUCUUAGACACGUUUUUGCCGGAUUUGAUCCAAAUACUGUGGCCAAAAUGGAUGAGAAAGAAAUCAUGGAAAUAGCAUCAAACAAGGAUGUUUUAUUAGCCGAUUGCAGAGUUAGGUGCAUAAUAGACAACGCCAAAUGCAUAAUGAAGAUUGUGAGGGAAUGUGGAUCAUUCAGCAGCUAUAUAUGGGGUUAUGUGAAUCACAAACCAGUGAUUAACAGAUAUAGAUACGCAAGAGAUGUCCCUCUAAGGACUCCAAAAGCAGAUACCAUCAGCAAGGACUUGAUAAAGCGUGGCUUUCAAUUUUUGGGUCCAGUGAUAGUUUAUUCUUUUAUGCAAGCUGCAGGAUUGACAAUUGAUCAUCUUGUGGAUUGUUAUAGGCACAAUGAAUGUGUAAGCCUAGCAGAAAGACCUUGGAGGCAUUUGUAACACUAUGAGUGCUAACAGUUCACUUUCUAAUACACUCUUUUGAGAAACUUUUUAUUAUUGGUUGAAAUUUAUUAAAAAUUAUAAAAUGACAAGCAAGACUUACAAAGGUUAUAAUUUCCAAAAAAAAUGCAGCCAAUAAUCGAGAGGGUACUGAAAAGAAUGUAUUAGAUAGUGUAUCGUUAACAUCUCUCUAUGUAACAUUAUCAAUUUACUUUCAUAAUUUUCUUUUUGUUUUUGUAUGAACAGCUUUUCAGUUUAACAUACAUGCCUACUCUAGCAAGAGGCAAAGGAAAAGAAAAAAAAAAUGCAUGCUUUGCAGUCCCUUUAUUUUAUUUUAUUUUUUGGGUUUUUGGGGUCAUUUUUUUCUUCUCUUCUUUCCAUCUCAUGUAUUAUUAAGUCAUGCUUAGCCAUUGUCAAUAAUUUGAAAAGGGUUGCUUGCUUGCUUUGAAUUUGAGUGAUGAUCAGAGUCAGCCUUGAGGCCUUGUUUGUACACUACAUGUUUGGUAUGGUGAAUACAUCAGACCAAUUAUAGUGAAUA
This is a messenger RNA of Cajanus cajan (pigeon pea), 1516 nucleotides long. RefSeq lists its product as uncharacterized. The record is from RefSeq and is a predicted model, not a curated record. Gene Ontology annotation, molecular function: DNA-3-methyladenine glycosylase activity. Gene Ontology annotation, biological process: base-excision repair. Lineage: Eukaryota; Viridiplantae; Streptophyta; Magnoliopsida; Fabales; Fabaceae.